AUGGGCUUCAUUACAUCCGUAGCUCGCUGUGUGCGAGAAAACAGACUCUCGCUCAGACUUUCAAAUGCAAAGCCGCAACGACUCGACGAUGACUCGAACGAUCUGAUCAAAACAAUCUCCCAUACUGCCUCCGUCGCCCCCGCCGAGAGCAUUGCGUCUGCAUCUACCAUGGUCCAGCAUUCAUCUCAAGAGCCGGUCAUCCCGACUGAGUCCCCCGCGCAUAUGAAGCAGCCGGCUCCAUGGGAUUUGGACAUUCGGACAAUGUUUGACGAAGUGGAUUCGCUGGAUCCGGCUACGAGUCGUGCUAUCAGGGCGUUGUCGAUGCCCGAAUAUCCUGUUCUUAGGAUGGAUACUAUUCAGUCACCAUUCGAUACGCCGACGAAGAAACUAGACGACGCGAUUGAUCCGGGAGAGAAAGAUGUCCAAAAUGGAGGCAAGACAGAAAAGUCUAAGAAAUCUCGAAAAAGCCGGGAAGAAAAGCGCUCGAGGGAUACUCAAACAGAAGAAUCUGGCAGAGCCUCAAGAAUAAAACGAUCGAUGACUGGAUUGCUCAAGAGACGCUCGCUCAAGGUCCCGCAAACACCCACAUCGCUGAAGACGUUGCGGAAUUCCAAUUCGCCAAAGUUGAUUGAUUCUUCAAGUAUUGUGGAGGAGGAUGUUGUGGGUGAGAAGGACGAUCUCAAGUGGCUCGAGGCGAAUGGAUUACGGAGGUUUGACAAGAGAAGUAGUGGGUUCUGGACUGGAGAGGGAAUGGGAAGACUGUGGUGA
Molecule: messenger RNA, 768 nt
Organism: Penicillium subrubescens
Lineage: Eukaryota; Fungi; Ascomycota; Eurotiomycetes; Eurotiales; Aspergillaceae
Exons: 1
Coding region: 1-768 (255 amino acids)
Source: RefSeq, a predicted model, not a curated record